AUGAAAACUGCUCUUUUGCUACUCGCAAUCACAUCGACGGCAGCUUAUGGGAGCCCUCCAGGAUCUGGACAGAACUGGGGAUCGCUUCCUGAAACAUUUCUCAACAAAGUUGACAAACCAUCCCAACUGAAGUAUUUUGCAAUCCUUAGCAACACCACCAUGACCAUUGCUGAGCAGAAGAAGGAAAUCCAGAAAUGGGCAGAGCAAAAUGGGGUUCUGGAUGAAGUGAAGCAUUACGAUGCCCUUGAGAAAAAGUAUAGGAAGAAAUUGAUGAAGCUUAUGACGAACAUAAUUGAAGAAUUGCCAUCUCUUCUGGAAAACCUCAUGACAGUAAUGGAGGAUCAAAAUCAGACAAGUGCCCAGAUGUUGACUAAGUUGCAGGCCCUAGGAACUGCAAGCCCACAGUCGUAUAUGUGCACGCUGGCUGUCAAUACCCAUGCGAAGUUUGAUGAAGCAAAAACGGAGCACUACUGUUUGCUGUCAUUCUCAGAUAUGGUUUACAAUGUGCUCAAUUUUGCUCUAAGGCAAUUCAUGAUACAACCAUAUCCAACCGGGGACAGACCUGCUCCACAGCCUCAGCCACACCGUAACCCCGCUCCAGAGCCUCAGCCACAGCGUAGACCCGCUCCACAGCCACAGCCACAGCCACAGCGUAGCCACGCUCCACAGCCUCAGCCACAACGUAGCCACCCGCAUGGUCAAGUCAGACGUGAUCAGUAUGCUCCCAGAGACUCCGGCAGAAUGAAAGAGCGUCACGGUUACGAAUAUGUUGGUGGGUUUUGGAAAUCCCGACUUUCGUUGUAUGUCGUGGUAAUGUCAGAACAGUACUGA
Molecule: messenger RNA, 831 nt
Organism: Haemonchus placei
Lineage: Eukaryota; Metazoa; Nematoda; Chromadorea; Rhabditida; Trichostrongylidae
Source: the annotation of a GenBank genome assembly